Gryllus bimaculatus (two-spotted cricket) is the source of this 210-nucleotide messenger RNA. NCBI's taxonomy places the organism in Eukaryota, Metazoa, Arthropoda, Insecta, Orthoptera, Gryllidae. The record is from the annotation of a GenBank genome assembly.
AUGGUGUUUGGAAACCCUCUAAAAACAAGAGAUGGAGACAUUGUUAUUGUCACAGGCGAACACAAAAACCAAGAAAAGAUACCUUUCUUGGAAGUCCAGCUCCUGGACAAGUAUCCUGAACUCCUAGACGCAGAAGAUGUUGGUUCUAGUACCGGACAAAUUAAGCAUAUAGAACAGAGCAAUAGAAUUAAACAGGGAGAUGGAAAAUAA